AUGGCAAUAUACUCACCACUCAAUGGAGACUUCCAAGAGAUUCGCCUGCUGGAAUUACAAGCUGCGGAGGAGCCCGGUCUGCCACUACGUGGCAUCCUUCGGCAUGUAUGGCUUGUAUCUUCACCUAGUCAGUCGCCAUUAAAAUACGAAACAUUGUCUUAUGUUUGGGGCGAACCCGAGUUCAACAAGAGCAUAAUCGUGGCCGACCAAGCUCUCCCAAUCACGUCGAGGUUAGAGCGCAUAUUGACGAUGCUGCGGUACAAGAGCAAGUCAAGGAUCCUCUGGAUCGACAGCAUCUGUAUCGACCAGUCCAACAUGCAUGAGCGUAGUCAGCAGAUUCUACUGAUGCGCAGGGUCUACAGUCAAGGCCAGCGCAAUAUAGCUUACAUUAAUGCGGACUAUUCAUUGAGAGCUCAUAGGUCACCACAGAACAUCCAGAAAGGUAUGGAAAUUAUGAACAAGAUUUCCGCCAGGGACAAUGCGACGCUCGCAUCCUUCCGUAAAGAAAAUGAAUGGUUAUUGGAACGAGAUGAGAAUCGGGAUUUUUGGCACAAUAAAGAUUCCGAUCUGAUCGUACAAGAGAUGGCACUAUCGACCAAGGUUACAUUGAUUUGCGAGGACACUGAAGUGGACUGGGAUAUCAUAUCAUCGUUCCUGAGGGACGAGCCCUAUUUCGAUGCUUUCCACGUACAUCAGGAUGGACGAUUCUCAAAGUUUAUUAGGAAGGAUCUCUUUAAGAAGAUUUUCUCGAACGUCAAAUUCUUUCAAGAUCAGCGUAACGUAACACGACAGGCCUUGACGACGCAGUGUCAGGACGAAAGGGAAGGCUCGGACUUGCUGGAUGUUCUUGCGCGCUUCAGAGGCAUGAAAUCCACAGACCCAAGAGACAAGGUAUUCGGUCUUCUUGGCUUGGUGCUUAUGCCGCAUUAUGUGGAAAUCGAUUAUUCAAAAACCGUCGUACAGGUUUACAAACAAACCACCCUGUCCAUCAUCGAGUGUUCCGGACAUCUGGACAUAAUCUGCCAGAGCCCCUUCGAAUUAAAAUAUCCGAAUUGCCAUGGAAAGGACAUCGAUCAAAGGUCUUCCUGGGUUCCGGACUUUGGUCUUCCUCAGAGAAAGUCACUAUCGGUUCUGUUCGCUCAACGCGAUAUUUUCAACGCUGGAUUGAAAACUCUCGAUACCCCAUGCACAGUUGCUGGUGGGCAAAACGAUAUACUGGUGCUCAAAGGCGUUAUUUUAGAUCGUGUAGGCCAAGUUUUAAGGCCAUCACCGCAGGAAAUCCAGAAAUGCCCGUGGGCGAUGAAGUCAAUCUGCGGCUCAGCAAAGCACAUCCUCGCCCUCCAUUUCGGGACCAAUGGAUUCGAGGAUAUGCAAAAUCAACUGUAUCUGCCAAAGAUAGCCACCAAAUCCCCCAGGGUCGAACCGGCAGAGACGCUGAUCCGAGCUUACUGGCGAACCCUCGCCCGAGACUGCGCUGCACCGCCAAACAUGCGCCGCUUGCACAAGUCAGAGAUGGAGACACUCGAUGCUGUGAACACUGAGCUUCUUACGCGCGGCUAUUACCUUCAGACUUUACUGGGCGAUACUGAUGAGUAUUCUGGUCAAUCUGGCCUUCGAUUCGAUCCGCGAAAUCAUUCGCCAAAUAUUUCAGCAUCUUCAAAACCGCUUACAAACAUCCCCCACAGCUUGGAUGACUACUUAUUCAACGUCUCGAACAAUGGUCUGUUCAUGAUGGUUCGUCCACACGCAGAAAAGGGAGAUGUCAUUGUGACGUUGGACGGCGGAAAGGUGCCAAUGAUCCUGCGAGAACAAGGAUCGCACCUCAUUGAUGACGAUCUUGGGACUCAUUAUCGAAUUGUGGGACCGGCAUAUGUUCACGGUUUCAUGGAUGGCGAAGCGGAUGAAGCUGUCGCCGCAGGUUUACUCGAGAAGCGAAACCUACUCAUUUCUUAA
Botrytis porri is the source of this 1953-nucleotide messenger RNA. RefSeq lists its product as uncharacterized. NCBI's taxonomy places the organism in Eukaryota, Fungi, Ascomycota, Leotiomycetes, Helotiales, Sclerotiniaceae. The record is from RefSeq and is a predicted model, not a curated record. The transcript has 2 exons. Bases 1 to 1953 code for a protein of 650 amino acids.